CAAUUUUCUUCUACUUGGGGCUCCAUCUUCAAACCACAGUAAUUUUCCCACGGGAUUAGGCUGCAACAAACUUGAUCAACAUUUGGCCUUCUUCUCUUCCUCUCCCAACCCAUCACAUUCCAGUUCUCUGCGUGAAAUCAAAUGGGCUGUCACAGCAGCAAGGAGAAAAAAUCGAAGGCAGAAUUUAGUGGCUAUGGAUCAGCCACGAGUAGUAUUGGUAGUGGUAGUACCCAUCAAAAUUACAACGCUGUUCAGCAUUUUUCAACGCAAACCCAGUCUCAGAUUCGAACAUCAGAAUCCAAGCCCCAGCCGCCGCCGCCGCCGCCAUCACAGCCGCCAGUGACAGUCCCGGCGAAACCCACUUCCCUGAAUGUCAAACCUCCGCAGCAGAAGCCAGAAACCACGAUUCUGGGAAAGCCUCUUGAAGAUGUUAAGAAAUUCUACACUCUGGGCAAAGAACUUGGUAGAGGGCAAUUUGGGAUUACCUAUUUGUGUACUGAGAAUUCCACCGGCCACACUUAUGCAUGCAAAUCUAUAUUGAAGCGGAAGCUUGUGUCUAAAGCGGAUAAGGAGGAUAUGAAGAGGGAAAUCCAGAUUAUGCAGCAUUUAUCUGGGCAACCCAACAUUGUCGAGUUUAAGGGUGCUUAUGAAGAUAGAUAUUCUGUGCACCUCAUAAUGGAGCUUUGUGCUGGUGGGGAGCUAUUUGAUCGAAUCAUAGCUCAAGGUCAAUAUUCAGAGAGAGCUGCUGCAUCAAUUUGCAGAGCAACUGUUAAUGUUGUGCACAUUUGCCACUUCAUGGGGGUGAUGCAUCGCGAUCUGAAGCCUGAAAAUUUCCUGCUAUCUAGCAAAGAUGAGGGAGCGACGCUUAAGGCUACUGAUUUUGGACUAUCUGUAUUUAUUGAAGAAGGGAAGGUAUACCGUGAUAUGGUAGGCAGUGCAUAUUAUGUUGCUCCUGAGGUAUUGCGUCGUAGUUAUGGGAAAGAAAUAGACAUUUGGAGUGCAGGCAUCAUAUUGUAUAUUCUCCUUAGUGGCGUGCCUCCUUUUUGGGCUGAAAAUGAAAAGGGAAUAUUUGAUGCUAUAUUGGAAGGCAAAAUUGACUUUGAAAGUCAACCAUGGCCCUCAAUAUCAGAUAGUGCUAAAGAUUUAGUCAGGAAGAUGUUGACACAGGACCCAAAGAAGAGAAUUACUUCUGCACAAGUUCUUGAACACCCGUGGAUCAGAGAAGGUGGGGAGGCAUCAGAUAAGCCAAUUGACAGCGCAGUUCUGUUGAGAAUGAAGCAAUUCAGGGCAAUGAAUAAGCUCAAAAAGCUUGCUUUGAAGGUUAUUGCUGAAAAUCUUUCUGAAGAGGAGAUUAAAGGUCUCAAAGCAAUGUUCACCAAUAUGGACACUGACAAUAGUGGCUCUAUCACCUAUGAAGAACUGAAGACAGGUUUGGCCAGGAUUGGAUCACAACUGUCCGAGGCUGAAGUGAAGCAACUUAUGGAUGCUGCUGAUGUUGAUGGGAAUGGAACGAUUGACUAUAUUGAAUUCAUCUCAGCUACAAUGCAUAGGCACAGACUUGAGCGAGAUGAGCACUUAUACAAAGCAUUUCAGUAUUUUGAUAAGGAUAACAGUGGGUAUAUUACUAGAGAUGAAUUGGAGACUGCUAUGACACAGCAUGGAAUGGGUGACGAAGCGACGAUUAAGGAAAUAAUAUCCGAGGUGGAUGCAGAUAACGAUGGGAGAAUAAACUAUGAGGAAUUCUGCACAAUGAUGAGGAGUGGAAUGCAGCACCAAGGACCACUUUUCUAAAAUUCAGUCACGGGAGGCUAAACCUUACAAAAAGCUAGGGGAAUCACAAUCGGAGCAGAUAUAUUUAGCGACUGAAUGUGCUGGAAAGAAACAUUUUCUUCUCUGGGAUUGUGUAACACAGCGGCAUCACUCAUAGAUGAUUCCAUCAAAGUCGAGAUCUCCAUAACAAAGUUGGCUUUGUGCUUUCAGUUGCAGGGCUUAAAAGGCUUGCUUGGGGAAGGAUCAUUUUGUGAGCUUUCACAAUUUUCUUUAGUGUCAUCUUCUUAAACCCAAAAUUUUUAUGUUUAUGAAACUUGAACCAUGAUAUCCCAUGACGAGCUAUAAUUUUUUUUCCUAAAUAAGAUGCGGCUGAGUAAUGAGAUUUUCAGGCGAGGGAGCUGAUUUCCUUGACUUUUAUGGAA
Messenger RNA from Prosopis cineraria, 2192 nucleotides. Its product is annotated as calcium-dependent protein kinase 2-like. Gene Ontology annotation, molecular function: calcium-dependent protein serine/threonine kinase activity; calcium/calmodulin-dependent protein kinase activity; ATP binding. Gene Ontology annotation, biological process: peptidyl-serine phosphorylation; protein autophosphorylation; intracellular signal transduction. Gene Ontology annotation, cellular component: cytoplasm; nucleus. The coding region runs from base 142 to 1791 and encodes 549 amino acids. The transcript has 9 exons. The record is from RefSeq and is a predicted model, not a curated record. Lineage: Eukaryota; Viridiplantae; Streptophyta; Magnoliopsida; Fabales; Fabaceae.